AUGUCAAACCAACCAGGAUCUGCUGCUGAUGAUUUGGUUCCUGAAGAACAAACCGGUUAUAAACCAUCUGCUAAGAAAACUGUUGAUGAAUAUGCAAAAUUAGAUGCAGAAGAUGAAUCUUUACAAAAAUGGAAGAAAUCUCUAGGUUUAUUAGGAGGUGAAGCAUUACCUGUUGAUCCAAAUGAUAAAAGAAAAGUUGUCAUAUUAGAAAUGUCAUUAUUAAUAGAUGGUGAAACUCCAAUUGUUGUUGAUUUAACAAAUGAAAAAACAUUAAAAGAUUUAUCAAAUAAUUAUUUCAAAAUUAAAGAGAAAUCAAUUUAUAAAUUGAAAAUUAAAUUUAAAGUUCAACACGAAAUUGUUACAGGUAUUAAAUAUUUACAAGCUAUCAAGAAAGCUGGUAUUAGAGUGGAUAAAGUUGAAGAUCCAUUAGGUUCUUAUGCUCCAAAUACAAAAGAAAAACCAUUUUAUGAAGUGAUAUUACCAGAAACUGAAGCCCCUUCAGGUUUAUUGGCUAGAGGUUCUUAUUCUGCUCAAUCUAAAUUCAUUGAUGAUGAUAAAGUUACUCAUUUAUCUUUGAAUUGGGGUGUGGAAAUCAUAAAGAAUAAAUAA
Hansenula anomala is the source of this 609-nucleotide messenger RNA. It is a transcript of the gene RDI1, whose product is annotated as Rdi1p. The coding region runs from base 1 to 609 and encodes 202 amino acids. Gene Ontology annotation, biological process: Rho protein signal transduction. Gene Ontology annotation, molecular function: Rho GDP-dissociation inhibitor activity; protein binding. The record is from RefSeq and is a predicted model, not a curated record. Gene Ontology annotation, cellular component: membrane; cytoplasm; cytosol. The transcript has a single exon. NCBI's taxonomy places the organism in Eukaryota, Fungi, Ascomycota, Saccharomycetes, Phaffomycetales, Wickerhamomycetaceae.